AUGGAGCCUCCGAACAAACGCCAGAAGAAGGUGCUUUUUGAGGAUAGUGGUUCAGAAGACGAGGGCGCUGGAGUCGCAAUUGGAGAUGACUUCAAGCUCAAUGUCAACAAGGAAUAUGCAAGGAGGUUUGAAUAUAAUAAGAAGAGGGAGGAAAUGGUACAGCUUGAAAACAAGUUGGGCAAACGACCGCUUCCCAAAGGCAAGCCUUCUGCAGACGAAGGAGAAGACGAAGAGGAGUCUGGUUCUGAGGACUCUGAGGAAGAGGAUGAUGUUGCUGAGCUUGUAACUGAGGCUUUGGACGAGGAGAUUGCGGCUACACUGCAAGCUAUUCGAUCUAAAGAUCCAAAAGUCUAUGAUCCCAAUGCGAAGUUUUAUACUGUCCUGGACGAUACAGAGAAUGCAGAGGGUGAAAAACCCGAGUCAGUAAAGGGAGAAAAACCAAUGUUCCUUAAGGAUUAUCAUCGUCGAAAUCUACUGAGUGGUCCGGACGUGGACGACGAUGACGAAGAUGCGCCGAAAACGUAUGCUCAAGAACAGGAAGACUUAAAACGGUCGAUUCUCAAGGAGAUGCAUUCUACAGCAGAGGACGGGGAGCAGGACGAUGAAGAGGAAGAUGAAGGGUUUUUGGUUCGCAAAGAGAAAGCGCCGGUGCCCAAGUCAGACCGGCCUACAAUAACGGAGAAGGAUGUUGCUGAGGCAGACCAAGAUCCGGAAACGUUCCUAUCGAACUUCAUGGCUUCUCGAGCCUGGGUACCAACCCAAAAAUCCAGCUUCCAACCCCUCGAAUCCGACGACGAAGAGGAAGAUAAGAAAGCCGAACAGUUUGAAGAAGCGUAUAACCUACGGUUUGAGGAUCCCAACAAACUCAAUGAAGUUAUACGUACCCACGCCCGUGACACUACGUCCAAAUAUUCCGUUAGGAGGGAGGAGGUCAGUGGCCGAAAGCGCCAACGGGAACUAGAGCGCCAGAGAAAAGAAGAAGAGAAGAAACAGCGUGAAGAAGAGCGAGCAAGACUGCGAAAGUUGAAGAUUGAAGAGCUCGAGGAUAAGCUUGCCAAGAUUAAGAAGGCGGCUGGCGUGAAGAGCAGCGAUUUUGCAGAUGAGGACUGGAGCAGGUUCUUGGAUGAGGGAUGGGAUGAUGAGAAGUGGGAGAAGGAGAUGAAGCAGCGGUUUGGAGAGGAAUACUAUGCUGCCGGCGAGGAGGAGGACGAGAGUGAUGAUGGUGCAGGUCCCAAGAAGCGCAGGCUAAAGAAGCCAAAAUGGGACGAUGAUAUUGACAUUGGCGACCUGGUGCCUGACUUUGAUGAGGAGUUAGAUGUAGACAUGGAAGCCGAAGAAGAGGAAGAGGAAGACGACCAUGACGGGGCAAAAAAGUCGAAGAAGCAGAUGCUGAAGGAUAAGAAGGAGAAGCAAAAGGAGGCUAAGCGAGAACGGCGAAAGAUCGAGGCUCUUGCCGACAAGUCUCUUGAGCUCGAACCGUCUCUCCUACCCGGCUCCUCAAAGAAGUUCGGAGGCGCAUUCCGCUACCGAGAGUCGUCUCCUGUCUCCUAUGGCCUGACUGCGCGGGACAUUCUCAUGGCAGACGACUCCCAACUGAACCAGUAUGCCGGCCUGAAGAAACUAGCUUCCUUCCGCGACGCAGAGAAGAAGAAGCGUGACCAUAAACGACUGGGGAAGAAGGCCAGGUUGAGAGAAUGGCGCAAGCAGACCUUUGGAACGGAAGAACCGCCUGAAUUGACAGCUGAACCUGUCCCUACUCCAGAAGCAGAUGGAGAGACAAAGGUAGACAUCCGAGAAGGUAGCAGCAAGCGUCGCAAACGGUCAAGGAAACAUUGA
Microsporum canis CBS 113480 is the source of this 1836-nucleotide messenger RNA. Its product is annotated as KRI1. The transcript has 2 exons. The coding region runs from base 1 to 1836 and encodes 611 amino acids. NCBI's taxonomy places the organism in Eukaryota, Fungi, Ascomycota, Eurotiomycetes, Onygenales, Arthrodermataceae. Gene Ontology annotation, biological process: endonucleolytic cleavage in ITS1 to separate SSU-rRNA from 5.8S rRNA and LSU-rRNA from tricistronic rRNA transcript (SSU-rRNA, 5.8S rRNA, LSU-rRNA). The record is from RefSeq and is a predicted model, not a curated record. Gene Ontology annotation, cellular component: nucleolus; 90S preribosome.